Molecule: messenger RNA, 1407 nt
Organism: Tribolium castaneum (red flour beetle)
Lineage: Eukaryota; Metazoa; Arthropoda; Insecta; Coleoptera; Tenebrionidae
Gene: Sce
Product: Sex combs extra
Exons: 1
Coding region: 213-1322 (369 amino acids)
Cellular component (GO): ubiquitin ligase complex; PcG protein complex
Molecular function (GO): chromatin binding; ubiquitin protein ligase activity
Source: RefSeq, a predicted model, not a curated record
GCUCCCGAUCACACAAUUAAUUCUUUUAUAUCGCAAUUUGUGGGCAUUAUUACAAUUAGAGGACCCAAAUAUUACUAAAACGCAUUAAAUAAUGUAAAUAUGAUGCGUGAUAAUGAUUUAAUUUCGUGGUUUCGCUAUUAGUGCGUGUUCCAUGGUUAGUUCCCGUUCCGCGGUUGGCAAUUCGCUUGUUGCCAUUUCUCCCUAGUGUCAAAAUGACGACGUCCGAGCAAAUCGGACUAAACAAAACAUGGGAAUUGUCCCUUUACGAGCUCCACCGCACCCCCCAGGACGUCAUAACCGACAACACCGAGAUCGCCGUGUCCCCCCGCAGCCUCCACAGCGAGCUCAUGUGCCCCAUCUGCCUCGACAUGCUCAAGAAGACCAUGACGACGAAAGAAUGCCUCCACCGCUUCUGCUCCGACUGCAUAAUCACAGCCCUGCGCUCAGGGAACAAGGAGUGCCCCACCUGUCGCAAGAAACUCGUCUCGAAGCGCUCGCUGCGCCCCGACCCCAACUUCGACCUCCUCAUCUCGAAAAUCUACCCCAGUCGCGACGAAUACGAAGCCCACCAGGAGCGAGUCCUGGCCAAGCUGAACAAAAGCCACUCACAGGCCGCUUUAGUCAACUCAAUCACCGAAGGCAUCAAAAUCCAGUCACAAAACCGCCCCAACCGCUCGCGCAAAAACAACGAAGUUGAGCGAAAUCAAGGGGAAAACCCCGAAAAUCCCGUGCCUCCGAAUGAAAACACAGUCGGGGCCCCGCAGCCCGCGCCCGGCGUCGUGAACAACGGGAGCCCCGCGCCGUCGGGGCGCAGCACCCCGUCGCAGCCGCCUAGUCCCGUCUCGUCCAACGUCAGCUCGAUCAGCAAGUCGAUAAAGCGCCCCAAAAGCACGCUCACGUCCGAACGAAGCGAGGAGAGCGAGUCGAGUGAGCGCACCGAGCAGACGGACACGGAGGGCGAGGGCCCCUCGGAACCCAUGACUUUGAAUGAGAUCGAGCUCGUUUUUAAGCCACACCCGACGGAAAUGUCCGGUGAUAACCCCCUUGUUAAGGCUUUGAAGGAGAACUCAAUCAGAUAUAUUAAGACAACGGCAAAUGCCACUGUUGACCAUUUGCAUAAGUAUCUAGCGAUGAGGCUAACGCUCGAUUUGGAUUCGCAAUUACCGACGACGCAUAGUUUGCUUAAUUUUUGUAUUUAUAUCUCGCCAACGGCUGGACAGUACGUGCAGUUGAACGGGAACCAGACUUUGGGGCAAGUCAACGACAAGUACUGGAAGGUGAAUAAGCCCUUGGAGAUGUACUACUCGUGGAAGAAGACAUAGGGAACGCGGAAGGGGGGCACCAAGGCCCCCUAAUAAGGCAUUUGUACGGUGUAAUAUUUAAUAAAAAAUAUUUAAUGUGAAAAAA